Molecule: messenger RNA, 2348 nt
Organism: Exophiala dermatitidis NIH/UT8656
Lineage: Eukaryota; Fungi; Ascomycota; Eurotiomycetes; Chaetothyriales; Herpotrichiellaceae
Exons: 4
Coding region: 970-2046 (358 amino acids)
Cellular component (GO): cytoskeleton
Molecular function (GO): actin filament binding
Source: RefSeq, a predicted model, not a curated record
GUCUCAGCGAACUUCAAGCGUAACACCUCUUCUAGAGCAUUGCGUGGCUGCCUUGAUAAGGCUCUCUUUCCAACCCAUUCUGCUUUAUCUCGGGCAGCAAGGCGUAACGCCGCCCGCUCUUGCAAAAUUUUACUUAGCGUUCGGACAAAACAUCCAGAGCAACUUCAAGUUGAAGGCUGGAAAAUGCGCCGCCGCCACCAUUGGAAACAUAUGAAUACAUGGGCUCACAAGGCCGACACGGCGAGCGUGUCUUACUUGCCAUCAAACGGCCAGAUAUACAACCAGGGAUUGAAGUUGUGUAUGGGCUAUCGCACAACGUAUCAAACGCGGCGGAACAACAAUUCCGCAGUGCAGGAACUAUCUGACGACCAGUCAACCAUGAACGAACGAACCGUCGGCGGCGGAGUCAAUAUUCACAUCAUUCCACAUAAUCUCAUGCGUGGCACAGCCCUGCCAGUGAUAGUACAAUGUGCUAGUACUCACCAUCUUGCGUGCAGUGCCGUGGCGGAAAUUUUCUCCAGACUAUGCAUGAUAGCCUUCUGGUGGUAAAAGGUCGAUGGGCUGGCCCAUCGGUUCACUUCCACCCCGAACUCUCUUGCAUGGUCCAGGAUUGGAUUGUUCCCCGGCAUGAACGCAUUCCCGGCUCCUCGAGGAUGGACUUUCCAGGCUAUCUCUGCAACUGUACGCCGAUACUAGGACCGCCUCUUGCCCAGCUUCAUAUAAUAUAACAACUCUGCCCUAUGUUCUGCUCCCUUUCAACAAGGAUCUAGUGCCAGGGUCGAGCAUAUCCCAAGACAGACAUACAACCCCACUUUACCUACCGAACAAAGAUACUCUGUACUAUUGUGUCUCGAAAUAACACGAUACUUCCCUAUUCCACCCUGUGCUUUCCGAUUCCCCUUUUCUCCCACUUGAAGGCAAACCAAACUCCAGCCUGUCCUUAUCAUCCCUCCUCGGACUAAAGCUUCGAUGGUCCAGCGUGAGCGAACGCAUCAACCAGCACAACCUUUGCACGUCACACAUCGUGUGCCAGUCGCAUUGCCGCACGAGAUUGACAUGGAGAACCAACACCAGCAUCCUCGGGCGGCUCACAACGCCGCCAGCACGACGGCCACGUCUCUCGAAGAUACAUUAUCCCGCUUGAUCACGGCAUUCCACAUCCUACACCAUCAAGGUCUCCUGGACGAAUGUGGACACGUCUCGGUGCGCAACCCGGAUGACCCGUCGACCUUCUUCACCAGCAACGUCCCUGCAAUAUUAGUAUCGUCGAGACGACAUCUGAGCCAGUGGAACGUGACGGAUGGGUCGCCGGUCACCGACCCUGUCGGUGGAUGCACAGCAUCGGAGCCCACGCCUGAUUCCGAACACUUCAUGGACAGCUGCAUCUACGACAUGUAUCCGGGAGUGCAGAGCGUCGUGCACUCGCAGUGCCUAAGCACAAUGGUGUAUGGUCUAUGCAAUAGUCGCGGCAGUAUGUUGCAAGCGACUUACCAAGGAGCAGGGUUCCUGGGCGACCAUACGCCGAUUUUCGACGCGGAGCACCAUUACUCAACCAGGUUAUCCGACCCGUAUCCGCGGAACCUGUGUAUCAACAAUCUGACGCUUGGUGACAGAUUGGCACAGACAUUCACUCGGGACCAAGAUAUGGAGAUGGAUGAGCGGAUGGGCAGCGAGGUGGAUGGGGCCGUUGGUCUAGACGACAAUAACUGUCCCGACUGUUGCGUGGUGUUUUUGCGUGGACAUGGAUUCGUGACUUGGGCGGUCAGCAUUGAGGACGCAGUCUAUCGAGCCAUUCAUCUGCGUCGUAACGCUGAUAUUCAAACCAACGCCAUGGCGCAGCGGAACAGUACGGAUAUGGAAGUGGUUUACCUCAGCCCGAGAGAAGCUAGGGACUGUAAGGAGACGAUCAACAAGGCGACGCCGCAGGUGUGGAUGGCUUGGUCGGCGCACGCUGAACGCUCGGGCUUGUACCGCACCGAACGAGGUGGAGGUGGACGCAGUACAGGAGCGGGGGAGGGAAGUACAGCCUCGUUACCUUGUCCCUAGAGGAAGGAGACCGCACUGAUCAAUGUCGCGAUGCGUUGAGUUCGUGGCAUGAGGACUGUUCUCUCACUGUGCAGCUUGCACCCGGCUUGAACCCCUUGGUGGGUCGAUAUCGACUCUCACUACAAAUGUUAUCCAAGCUCUCCCCGUGUUUUCAGCUGUUAUAAUCACAUUGUCAAGCCAUCUUUGAGACCAUCAACUUCCCACAAUGUCCUUGUGUCAGCUGUACAUGUAUACUCUAUACACCAAGCACUUAUAUACACCUCAAACCAGCCAGCCAUCUAGAUUAUAGUCUCAUUCUCCCG